Messenger RNA from Symbiodinium sp. CCMP2592, 1209 nucleotides. The record is from the annotation of a GenBank genome assembly. Lineage: Eukaryota; Dinophyceae; Suessiales; Symbiodiniaceae.
AUGAGGCAAAGCAAUACUGAUACGGUAGAAGGGCAGAGGCUGAAGCCCUUUUUGCGAAGUGGGACACAUGGCGCCACCAUUUCAGAAAUCGACGGUGGCGGCGCCAUCCCUUUGGCUCCUGCGCUGUCGAAGUCUGACCCUGUCCUGUGCCAGGGCAGGAAGGAAGAGCUGCAUAAACUCGAGGAAGGACUUGAGCAUCAAACAGAGGUGAAGAUCAAGACCACUGAGGACAUCUGCAUCUCGAUGAUGCUUUUGGGAUGCAUGGGCUUCAUGAUGGCCAACUUCUAUCUCAUAAACUGGCCGGAUGAGGACAUCAAGCGGAUUUCUUGGGAGGUGAUCAGUUCAACUAUAUCCAUCUUCUCGGCCGUCUUGCUCUUCCAGGCUUGCAACAAGGUGCUUGAGUACUACAUCCUGGAGGACUUGUGGAUCUGGUAUCAGCUGGUCAUCGACAUGAUGCACAUGUCGGCGUGGUUCGUGAUCUUGCAGCUGACGUUGGCUUACUUCUCGGGUGCUUUAGGGGAGCACCACGAGGUUGGGAAGCACAGGCUGUCAAUCAUGUCGGCUGCAGCCACCGAAUCAAUGUCGGACUUCCGGAAGAAGCUGCAGCGAGAAAACUCAGCAAAAGAGCACUUUGAGGCAGUCGAGGCGAAUGUGGAGUGCUAUGCCAUACUUCUUGGCCACAUCACGGGCUUUGCGGCAAUCAACGCAUGGGGAACGCUUCAGCAGGCCGUUCCGCGAAACCUGGUUUGGUGUGGUCUUGUGCCAGUGAUUACGCUCGUUGGAAUUCUGUGUAUCUAUGCUGGCACUGACACGUUGAGAGAGUACAAGACGUUGGCCGACGACGAAGAGGAUGAGUGGGAGAAGCUGUGGGACGAAGAGGUUGCCGAGACAGAAGAUGAUGUCAUGGCAUUGGCCGUCUCUUUCUUGCUCGUCCAGGUUCUCCGGUUUAGUAUCAGUGGCCAGCUACCCAAUUCCGAGGGAGAAGAUGAGGAGGGAACGCAGCACUCAACCGGCGAAUGUGGCAUGCUGCUUCUAGCUGCAGCUGCUUUUGGAUGCUUCGAGAUUUUCAAGAUCACCUUCCGCUCGCCCCUGAGAGCGAGCGUGGAUGGGUCUGUCUGCAUAACGGGCAAGACACCGUCUAGUUCAACCACAGCGGAGGGGGUCGUAGCUGAGACUUCUGGAAAGCUGAGUCAGCAUGCACUCGAAUAA